Messenger RNA from Helianthus annuus (common sunflower), 4420 nucleotides. RefSeq names its product putative disease resistance RPP13-like protein 1. Gene Ontology annotation, biological process: defense response to other organism. The record is from RefSeq and is a predicted model, not a curated record. Bases 52 to 2724 code for a protein of 890 amino acids. The transcript has 3 exons. Gene Ontology annotation, molecular function: ADP binding. Lineage: Eukaryota; Viridiplantae; Streptophyta; Magnoliopsida; Asterales; Asteraceae.
AUCUAAAUUAGAAUUUAGAACCCCAAAAAAGUAGCAAAAUUUUCAUUUGCAAUGGCUGUUGCUGAAAUCUUUAUAGGUGCAUUCAUCACUGUGUUGUUCGAGAAACUGGCCUCUACUGACUUGAUGAGGCUUGCUCAAUCUGCAGGAAUCCAUUCUGAGCUCAACAAAUGGAAGGACACCUUGUCCCAGAUCCAAGCUGUGCUUCUUGAUGCAGGCCAGAAGCAUAUCAUAGAUACAGCUGUUCAACUGUGGUUGCACAAACUCCAACAUUUAGCUUACGAAAUAGACGAUGUUCUUGAUGAUUUGGCCACUGAAUCUAUGCGAAAAGAGUUGAAAGGAGAAUCUAACACCAGCACCAGCACCAGCACUAGUAAGGUACUGAGGCUGCUUAUUCCAAGUUCUUGUACUAGUUUAUCUCCUCAUGCCUUAAAGUAUGGUAGUAAGAUGAGUUCUAAGCUCAAUGAGAUUACAACCAAAUUGAAUGCUCUUGUUGUGGAGAAAAAUAUAUUGGGUUUGAUUAGUAAUGUGGAAAUGUCAAAUAGAAUAAGUAGACGGUUAGAGGAAACAUCACUGGUUGAUUUGUCCAGAAUUGUGGGUCGUGAUGGGGAUAAAAAGGCAUUGCUAGAGAAGUUGCUGGGCAACGAAUUGUGCGAUGAAAACGUCAGCAUCUUGUCCAUUGUUGGUCUGGGUGGAAUAGGCAAAACCACUCUAGCCCAAGUAUUGUACAAUGAUGAGAAAGUGAAGAAUCACUUUAAACUCAUGUCAUGGGUUUGUGUGUCUGAUGAAUUUGAUGUAUUUAAUAUUAGCAAGGCUAUUUUUAAAGAUGUAGGUGGGGAGGAUGCAAAAUUUGAAACUCUUAAUCAGCUUCAAGUAGCCCUUACAGAAAAACUUAUAAAUAAGAGGUUUCUACUUGUUCUUGACGAUGUUUGGAGCGAAAACUACAACGAGUGGGAACUCCUUCUACGCCCGUUUGUUGUAGGGGCAAGUGGGAGUAAAAUUAUCCUGACAACACGGAAGACCAUGGUUGCAUCCAUGAUGGAUUCUUUUCAAGCUUACCCUCUCGACCAUUUGUCAAAUGAAGAAGCUCUAUCUUUAUUUGCUCAACAUGCUUUAGGUAAACCAAACUUUGAUUCACAUUUAACACUAAAAUCACAUGGUGAAGGUAUUGUGAAGAAAUGUGGUGGACUGCCUUUGGCUUUGAUAACAUUGGGGAGAGUGUUGAGAACAAAGUCAAAUGAUGAAGAAUGGGAAAAGUUGUUGAAUAGUGAGAUAUGGCAUUUACAGAAUGAAAAUAAAAUUCUUCCGGCUUUAAGGCUAAGCUACUACGACCUCCCACCACAUCUGAAGCAAAUGUUUGCCUAUUGUUGCUUGUUCCCUAAGGAUUACGUGUUUCAAAAGGAUGAACUAGUCUUGCUUUGGAUGGCAGAAGGGUUCUUGUAUGAAUCAAACAGCAACAAGUCAUUGGAGAGUUUAGGUCGGGAGUGUUUUGAAGAGCUUGAGUCGAGAUCGUUUUUUCAGCAAUCAACCAAUGAUAAAUCAGGAUAUACAAUGCAUGAGCUAAUAAAUGACUUGGCCACAAGUGUUGCAAGAGAGUUCUUUCUUAUGUUGGGUGAUAAGAUGGCCCUUUGUGACAUGAAAGAAGAUUUGGGUAAGUUCCACCACUUCUCCUUCAUUCGUGAAUCAAAUGGAGUAUACAGAAAGUUCAAGGCAUUACAUAGAGCUAGACGCUUGAGAACUUUCAUAGCUAUGUCUAUCACAAAGUUGAAUACUAGGCAAAGAUUCUACUUAUCAAACAAUGUGCUUACAGAACUACUUCCCAAACUACAAUUCUUGAGGGUGCUAAGCCUUGCUAAUUAUAAUAUUACAGUGGUACCACACUCCAUUGGUAGUCUCAAGCAUAUGCGAUACCUCAAUUUUUCCAACACGGACAUCAUAUGUUUACCGGAACAAGUCGGUGACCUUUACAAUCUGCAAAGCUUGUUGGUUUCUGGUUGUCCUCAUUUAUAUAGCUUGCCAAAUAGUACUGUAAAGUUGAUAAACCUCCGACAUCUUGACAUUAGUGAUACUCCAUUGAUGCGCAAGAUGCCUUUAGGAAUUGCUGGGUUGACGAGUCUACGAACUCUUUCAAAAGUCAUUAUUGGAGAAGAAGACGAGUUUAAAAUAUCUGAUCUUAAGGGUCUAUUUCAUCUCCAAGGUCAACUUUCCAUAGAGGGGCUGCACAAAGUGAGAAAUGCAGUAGAAGCGAAGGAAGCCAACUUACAACAAAAAAAGAGUCUUCGCGAUUUGGAGAUGAAAUGGAGUGCUGUCUUUGAUGGUUCUCAUGAUGAAAUAUCUGAAUAUGAAGUGUUUGAAGGGUUAAGGCCUUUUGAAAAGUUGACAAGCCUCAAGAUUUAUUACUACAAGGGAACAAAAUUUCCUAGUUGGGUCAGGGAUGCCUCACUUGUUUGCUUAACCCAACUUACAUUACAUGGGUGCCGUUAUUGUACACAUUUACCAACACUUGGGCAUCUACCAUCACUUCGGAAGUUGUUUAUUCAACGAAUGGAUGCAUUGAAAAGAUUGGGUCCAGAGUUACUUGGACCUCCUAAUUCUUGCCCGGCAGUUGCGUUCCCAUCACUUGAAGUUUUGGAAUUUAAAAAUAUGAAGAAUUGGGGGGAAUGGUCAACUAGUGGUGAUGACAAAGAAUUGUUGAAUGGUUUCCUUAUCUUCAUGAGAUGUCUAUAAUAAAUUGUCCAAAACUAGAUGUAGUGGCAAUUGAGUUAAUACCAUCACUUCGGGUUUUACAUAUACAAGGAUGUUCAGUAGUGGUGUUAAGAAGCAUGGUCGGUGUGGCUUCAUCAAUUAUCAGAUUAACGAUCUGGGAUAAUAAAGGACUCAAUCAACUACAUAGAGAAGGUUUAGAGCAUCUUCAAGCAGUUGAAUCUUUACGCAUUUUACAGUGUGAUGAACUCACAUAUUUGUGGCAAUCAGAAGCAGAGGCAUGCAAGAUUCUUGUGAGUCUACAGAAGUUGGAAGUAAGUGGGUGUGUAAAUUUGAUAUCAUUGGGAGAGGAGAUGGUGACACAGGUGAUUGGCAUGGAACCUUUUAGAGAAGUGGAAAUUAAAAGUUGUCCUAGAUUAAAUAGUUACUACUGUCCAAAUAGUGUUGAGAAGUUGAAGAUAUCCGGUUGUGAUUCAAUUACAUCCUUGACCUUCCAAACAAUGCAUGAUCUCCCAUCCAAUUUGAAGAUUCUUAACAUUGAGGAUUGUCAUAAUCUAGAAGUGAAUUGGCUUGACACCAACUUUUUGUUAUCACUUGAAUCUCUAAUCAUUUUCAAAAUACCGACUCUGAGGUUGUUUCAUGAAGAAUGCCUAGUUCAUCUCACCACACUAAUAAUUUCUGGAUGUGAUAACAUAGAAACCAUUCCAGGUAAAGGUUUUGGAUUUCUUCCAUUUCUUUGUCUGAGAUCUCUUGUGAUCGCUAAUUGCAAAACUCUGAAGUCAUUUCCGCACGAGCAAUUGCAAAGUCUCACUUGGUUGGAAGAAAUGAGGAUAAGUAAUUGUCCAAGGAUGGACUACCCAUUUCCUUGUGGUUUAUGGCCACCUAAUCUAAGUACAUUAUUUAUAGGAGGCUUAAAGAAACCCAUAUCGGAAUGGGGGCAACAAAAUUUCCCAACCUCACUUGUUACACUAAUCUUAUACGGCAAAAAUUCAGGAGUGGUUUCCUUUGCAAAGGUGGAAGAUAUGAGGAAUAGCAGCAAUACCACUUCACCAUCUUUUUUUCUUCCUCCAUCGCUAACUUAUCUAUAUAUCCGUGAUUUUACGGACCUGGAAUCACUUUCAAAGGGCCUGCAACACCUCACUUGCCUGGAAGAACUUGUUAUUGUGUCAUGCCCCAAGCUUAGAGAUCUUCCCGUGACACUACUCCCUUCACUCUCACGUUUGUCGGUGGAUUCUUCAUCCCCAGAACUAAGAAAAAAGUGUCAUAGAAAUGGAAAGUACUGGCACAUCAUCUCCCAGAUCCCUGAUCAUCAGCUAUAUUGAUCACAUGUCUGAAAUUGGUCUUAACACUGUCCUAAAACGAUUUUGCUUGGAGGGCAUGGCCAAAGAGGGCGGAGGUUUAUAAGAUGACAAAAGCUCCAAAUCUAAGCUCAUGACUAUGAAGGAUUGAAGGGCCACUCCAAUACCAAGAUAAACCAGGAAUGAUAUUUGUAUAUUGAUUGUGCGUAAUGUCACAGUUGUCUCUGUCUAGAUACGAUAAUGACAUAACUUGUCUAGUAUCCAAUGUCACCAUUUUCCAGUCUCUUUCUUUCAUAUAUCUGAUUCUAAUUAAGCAUUCCACUUAAUGCCCCAUGUAAGUUCUCCUCCUCCCUUAAAAAUGUAAUUUCAUAUUAAUUUAAUUUUUAUUUACUUUUAUUGCAAAAUAUUAUUUUUAUUCGCAA